AUGGAUAGCGGAACUGAAAUUGAGCAUGAUGCAAAAAUGCCAUCGCAUUUUCCAUCAGAUGGCUGUUUAGGCGUUGGUCAUGAUAUGGCUGUGGAAGGCAUGCUUCCAAAUGCCUCCAGGCACAAGGAUAAGUAUCCUCUCUACCAAAUUGAACAAGUUGGUCUUCCGAAUGAACAACCUGAUGGAAUCUCCAAAUUGAGAGGAUCCUAA
Messenger RNA from Prunus armeniaca (apricot), 210 nucleotides. NCBI's taxonomy places the organism in Eukaryota, Viridiplantae, Streptophyta, Magnoliopsida, Rosales, Rosaceae. The record is from the annotation of a GenBank genome assembly.